AUGCGUAUGCAGCAUUACGCGAUUUUCCUUCGUGGAUUUAAUUAUGACGUGAAAUACAAACGGUCGGAACAGAACGGCAACGCCGACGGGUUAUCGAGAUUACCCGUGCCGAAUUGCGAUGAAAACGUGGAUGUUGUAAACGUUUUUCAUUUUGAUACCUUGGAUACGUUAUCCUUGAAUGUUUUUAAAAUAAAAGAGGCGAUCGCGAAUGAUAGUGUAAUUUCGAGAGUGAUGACGGCGUUAAUCCAGGGUCAUAGAUUAAAUGCGAAAGAUAUCUGGAAUAUUAAUCCUAGGGAAUUUUCUGUCGAAAAUGGUGUGCUAGUUCGAAACCAUCGAGUAGUUGUACCUACUAGUUUGCGUGCUAAGAUCCUGAGCGAAUUACACUCAGGACAUUUCGGAAUUGUGAAAAUGAAGUCGUUGGCUAGGAGUUAUUGUUGGUGGCCCAGCAUCGACAGAGAUAUUGAACAUCUCGCUAAUGAUUGUCCGAAUUGUUUGUUGAAUUUGAAUAACCCUGUGAAGGUUACUAAGCAUGUGUGGGAGCCAGCAGUGACCCCUUUCGAGCGAGUACAUGUGGAUUUUGCGGUUGAUGCGUUUUUUAAAUGGCCCGAAAUUCACAUAGUGAAAGACAUGCUUGCGGAGAAUACCGUUUCAAUAUGUAGGGAGAUUUUUGCAAAUUUCGGUUUAUCCGAGAAUUUAGUUUCCGGCAAUGGGAAAACUUUUGUUUCGAAUACGUUUGAAGAUUUUUUAAAGGAAAACGGAAUUCUCCACAAGUUCUCUGCGCCUUAUCAUCCAGCUACAAAUGGGCAGGCGGAGAGAUAUGUACAGAUGAUCAAAGCUGCGUUGAAAAAGAUGAAUGAUCCGAAAAACAUUCAUAAUGAUGUACAAAAGAUUUUGUUUCAAUACAGAAACAUGGUUCAUCCUCACACUGGCAAAACUCCAGCUGAGCUUUUCCUCGGAAGGAAACUAAGAUGUAAGCUUGAUUUGUUAAAACCUUCGGUAGAAGUUAGGAGUUUCAACUCCGUUAAUGAUAACUUGAAAGUUAAGAGAUUUUAUGUGGGGCAAAAUGUAAUUGCCCGUAAUUAUAUCGGUAAGCAGAAAAGGGUUUUCGGUAAGAUUAAGGCCGUAACCGGUAAAUUGAACUAUUGUAUUCAGCUGGAGGAUGGUAGUGUGUGGAGGAGGCAUGUCGAUCAAAUUAGAUCAGCGAAAAAUAUGCGAAACUCAAGUGCGUUUGAGAAGGCUGAUGAUGAUGAUUGGGAUUUUUAUAUUCCACCCGAGGAGAGGUUGAUUCUCGGGGCGAGUACUGUUGAGCCCGUUGCUCAAAAUGAAAGUUUUGUAAACGCAGAUGUGCCGGAUUUUUCGGAUGGUCCUAGCACAAGUUCUCCAAAUGAUCCUGUUGUGUAUUUACCUUUAUUUUUCGAUAAUCAGUCCGAAAAAUCUCACGCAUCACAUGAGGUCGUCGAGAUUACGAGCGACGAAUCUGAGGUGUCACCUGAAGUUGUAAAUAGGCCGAAGAGGAAUGUUAAAGCGCCUGAUUUAUAUGGUAAUCCUGUAAAAAACAUCUCAGAAUUAGGAUUAAGUGACAUUGAUUAA
Molecule: messenger RNA, 1590 nt
Organism: Agrilus planipennis (emerald ash borer)
Lineage: Eukaryota; Metazoa; Arthropoda; Insecta; Coleoptera; Buprestidae
Exons: 2
Coding region: 1-1590 (529 amino acids)
Biological process (GO): DNA integration
Molecular function (GO): nucleic acid binding
Source: RefSeq, a predicted model, not a curated record